GCCGGACAAGGGUUGGGGAGCGCCGGGCGGCGGGCGGGCCGUGAGUGAGUGAGUGAGUGUGAGGCGCGUUGCCAGGGCGACGGGGCGGCUGGAGAUGGGGGAGAACAGUUACAGCAUCAGGCCGGCGUUCCAGCACAGGUUCAAGCCAGCCAUUGUGAAAGCAAAGAUCAACACUGUGCUGAAGGAGGAGCUGACAAACAAGUUUUAUGACCCAGAGGAAGUCCCUGUCCUGACCCGCAAGAUUGCAGAGACCAUUAAGACUCAAGUGAAAGAGUGUGCGUUCGAGCGAUAUAAGCUGGUGGUGCAGGUUGUCAUUGGUGAACAGAGAGGGGAAGGAGUGAAGAUGGCCGCACGAUGUUUCUGGGAUGCUGACACAGAUAACUUUGCACAGGCAGUAUACAUGAAUGACAGUCUGUUUUGUGUUGCUGCUGCAUUUGGCUGCUACCACUAUUAGAAAACCAAGAUGCAAACAGCGUUGGUGCAAUCCUUUCUGUGUAAAUAUGUUCUUUAUAAAAAAAAACAUUUGUUUAAUAAAGUGAUGCUCAAUAACAUUUACCUCAAAUAAUGACAUUGUUAAGAUUAGUGCUCCUGUCGCAUUGUGCUGGAAUCUGCUGGACCCAGACCAGCAAUCAAAAUCUCUGCUGACGUGAGGGUGGGCAGACGUCUUGCUGACCCUCCACAGGCAUCGAGAUACAGACGGUGUGACUGGGACUCGAACAGCUGUGCAGAGGUCCUGUCCACACCCCUUUUGGUCAAAGGCAAGACUUGGGGCAAUGGGUAUCCUGACUGCAAUGGAUCUUAAUAAUUUUAAAUGUCUUAACACUAAAGGAAAAUAAAUGCAGAAAAAAAUCACAAAAAUGUAAAAAGCUUAAAAGGAAACCAUUAAAGUAAUUGAAAGUUAA
Amblyraja radiata (thorny skate) is the source of this 902-nucleotide messenger RNA. RefSeq names its product dynein light chain Tctex-type 2B (gene dynlt2b). The transcript is spliced from 5 exons. Gene Ontology annotation, biological process: microtubule-based movement. Gene Ontology annotation, cellular component: cytoplasmic dynein complex; cytoplasm. Bases 95 to 454 code for a protein of 119 amino acids. NCBI's taxonomy places the organism in Eukaryota, Metazoa, Chordata, Chondrichthyes, Rajiformes, Rajidae. The record is from RefSeq and is a predicted model, not a curated record. Gene Ontology annotation, molecular function: dynein intermediate chain binding.